CACCGGAAUUUCCGGUUUCCUCUGGAUCGGCGUUGCGGCUUCGCUGUGGAGGCCCAGGGUGGCAGAGCUGCCUGCCUUCCUUGUGAAAACAAAGCUGCAGUUUGACAAAAAACAAGAACACUUUCUUCUGUUUGUCUUAUCACAGACAAAAUGUGGGGAAACCCUCGACCAGCCAACAGAAUGGGUCCUUUUCGUGGGAGCCAAGAAGAAAGGUUUGCUCCCGGGUGGAACAGGGAUUACUCUCCUCCUCCCCUUGAUAGUCUUGCUCAAGAAAGACACUCUGGCAACUUCUCUGGCAGAGAAUCACUUCCUUUUGAUAUCCAGGGACACCCAGGCAUCCUCAAUCCUCAGUUUGCCAACAGAGAGGAACCUACUUUCAGCUUUGGAGGUAGAGAUGGACCACAUAGUGACUUCAGAGGUGGGGAGGGUCAUUUGCAUGGUUUUGGAGGCAGAGAUUACCCACCUUCUGAUUUUCAGAAUAGAGAUGAGUCACACUUGGACUUUAGGGGCAGGGUGCCACUUCUUCCAGAUUUUAGAGGCAGGGAGAUGUAUCAAGGAGAUUUCCAGGAUAGGGAGGGCCAAUCUAUGGAUUAUAGUGGAGGAGACAUUCCUCCAAUGGAUUACAGGAAUAGGGAUUCUUUCCGUAUGAACUACAGGGAUAGGGAAGCUCAUAAUAUGAGCUAUAGAGGCAGAGAUGAUGCUCCAUCUGAUUUUCGUGCAAGGGGAACAUUUGAUUUAGACUUCAGAAACCGAGAUGGAUCUCACCCACACUUUAGGGCAAGGGACAUGUCUGAACAGGAUUAUAGGGGCAGGGAGCAGCCAUAUUCAGAGUUUAGGAAAAGAGAAAUUCCUGAUAUGGACUUGAGGAGCGUGGGUGCAGCUGACCUAGACUUCAGAGACAGAGAUGCACCCCAUUCAAAUUUCAGAAAUAGGCCAAAAUCUCAGGCUGAUCAGGAUUUUAGGGGUAGGGAUGUGCCACCUACUGUGGAUUUUGCUGACAGAGAUGUGCCCUCAGUGGACCCAAACCUUGUGGACUACCAGCAUAGCCUUUCUACAGUGCCGCCAACAGAUAGAGAAUCUGAGGUAGAUGAGGCUGGACUUGCUGCUAGAGAGAGGUCUUCCUUUAGUGUUCAAAGCAAGGAGUUUCCACAUUCAGAACCAAGAGCCAGAGAAGAAGAAUCUCAAAGACAGAAGCCUGAGACUGACUCUUCACUAGACUUCCAAAGUAGCUGUGGUCCUCUUCCCACUCUUCAGGACCAAGAUAAGCCUUCUCAGGCCUUUGUUAGCAAUCAGGAGUUCCCUGCGGGUGAACAGCAAGUGUCUGAACCAUCUGCUCUUGGACCUAAGGAAAAAAGUGACCUGGAGUUCCUUGGAAGGCAGGAUACAGACUAUAGGGGCAUUGAGUAUCGAGAUGUAGAUCAUCGACUGCCAGGAAGUCAGCUGUUUGACUAUGGACAUGGCAAGUCUUUUGCAGAGGGCAAGUCUUCUAAAGAUUCUCAGCCAGAUCUUCAGGACCAGGAUUAUAGAACCGGCCUCAAAGAUGUAAAACCGAGUAAGCUGAUUCGACUAGGAAAAGUGCCUCAAACUGCAACAAAAGAUGAUAUUCUUAAUGCUUUCCAAGCUUGUGUUGGGACACCAGUGAAGAAUAUGCGCCUGAAAGAUUAUACUACAGGUUACGACUAUGGCUAUAUCUGCGUGGAGUUUUCCCUCUUGGAAGAGGCCAUCGCCUGCAUGGAAGCCAACCAGGGACACCUUGUGAUUGGUGAUAAAGAAGUGACUCUGGAGUACAGCCAGUCACCUGAAUUUUGGCACUGCAGGCGUUGUAAAGUGUCCACAGUAGGGUAUCGUUCAUCCUGUUAUUACUGCAGACUCCCAAGAGAUGUAACAGAAGAAAAGGUUGAAAAGGGGGAGGAACCUCUUAAGGACCCUGCUCCUCCACAGGAACCUUCUCCUCAGAUACCUACUUCUGAGCAGGAAAGUCAACCUCAGGAACCUGAACCCAAGAAGGAUGAAAGUAGGGAACAAUGGCAUUCACAGGAAAAGAAAAGGGACUCUGAAAUGUACCCACCUCGAAGGGAGAACCAAGAACAUGGUUCAAGAAGAGAAUCCAUGGAAACCAAAAAUCAGGAGGAUGAGAGUAAAACAAUUAUGCUAAAACACAUCCCUCGCUUCACUCCGCCGGAAGUGAUUGUAGGACUUCUGGCACCCUACGUCCGCUUGUCUACUUCAAGUGUGCGCGUCAUGAAGAACAAAGCCGGUCGGAUGGGCUACACCUAUGGCUUCAUUGAACUGGAUUCUCAUGCUGAAGCAGUCCGCUUAGUGAAGGUUUUACAAGAUCUGGAUCCCCCAAUCAGCAUAGAAGGCCGUGCUGUGAAUGUAAACCUAGCCACCGGAAAGAGGAGAAAUGAAUAUGGAGACCAUGGUGAUGCUCCACGCUAUAGCCAGGGCAAACGGGGCACAGGUGACAGGAGAGGCGCUGACUCACAGAAGCGAAGAUCAGAGUCUUCCUCCGAUGUGUCCACAUUCAUUUAUGAUCCAGACACUGGAAACUAUUUUGACCCCAUUACAGGGGUAUACUAUGAUCCCAAUACUCAGAGAGAUGUUCCAAUGGGUCGAGAAGCAUCUUCAUCCCCACCACCACAUACUGGGAGGAGGCGCAAGAGCCAGGAUAGGACAAGUGAACGAGAUGAGCCAUCCAGUAGAGAUAACCGAGAGAGAAGAGAGAGACACAGAAACAAGUCAGCCAAGAAUGAGAAUCCAGAGGAAAAGCUUCCUGCAGAAGAUGUCUUUAAAAAACCACUACCUCCAACACUGAAAAAAGAAGAAAGUACACCCCCACCAAAGGUGGUGAAUCCUUUGAUAGGACUCCUAGGAGAAUAUGGUGGAGACAGUGACAAUGAGGAGGAGGAGGAAGAAGAGGAGGAGCCACAGCCACAGCCACCACGGCCACCAGUGCAACACGAGGAACGGCCACAGAAGCUUGAAAAUGAUGAAGAGAAGCUGACUGACUGGAAUAAGUUAGCAUGUUUACUUUGCCGGAGACAGUUUCCAAAUAAAGAAGUCCUGAUCAAGCAUCAACAACUUUCCAAUCUUCACAAACAAAACCUAGAAAUUCAUCGUAAAAUAAAACAAUCGGAGCAAGAGCUUGCGUAUUUGGAGAGGCGAGAACGUGAGGGAAGGUUUAAAGAAAAGGGAGGUGACAGAAGAGAGAGAUUUGAGGAACGGAACUCUCCAGAGAGAAAACGACUGAAGAAUUUCAGGAAUUCUGAAAGUGACUAUAAGCCCACAGAUCGAGGAAGACUGGAGAGCAAUAACAAAGGAAGCCGUAUGAUGCAGGCUAUGGGCUGGAAGGAAGGUUCAGGUCUGGGUCGCAAUGAACAGGGCAUGACGUCACAAGUGGAGGCUGAAAGUCGAAAGAGGGGAGCAGGAUUAGGGACCCAAGGAAGGCCCAGCAGAAGGCAGUCUAAUGAAACGUACCGAGAUGCUGUGCGGCGAGUCAUGUUUGCCCGCUACAAGGAACUUGAAUAAAUAUGGAAAAAAAUCCCACCAUACCCAACACACCCCAUUACCCUUCAGCCCUUCUUUGUGUCUGUCUUGUUUUUUGAAUCAAUGUUUUUUUGCUGCUGAAGUGUGUUUUUGUUUUUGGAAUAAAACAAAAAAGUCAA
Messenger RNA from Lacerta agilis (Sand lizard), 3665 nucleotides. RefSeq names its product RNA binding motif protein 6 (gene RBM6). The transcript has 21 exons. The record is from RefSeq and is a predicted model, not a curated record. Gene Ontology annotation, cellular component: nucleus. Gene Ontology annotation, molecular function: RNA binding. Gene Ontology annotation, biological process: mRNA splicing, via spliceosome. Bases 151 to 3528 code for a protein of 1125 amino acids. Lineage: Eukaryota; Metazoa; Chordata; Lepidosauria; Squamata; Lacertidae.